CUCGCAUGUGUCUCUUAAUGAAUUGGCAGCUAAGUUUUUCGUUGAGCCGACGAUUUCAAAUGCAAUUGUGAACUGCACGUGCGUCUAUCGUCAAUCGAUAAUCUCAUCUGAGCGACAGGUGGCAACGCUCAAAUGCUGGACGAGUACCGUUUGUUCAUUUAUGAGCUUGCAUUUGUAUGCAUGCAUCAAGAUGCUUGUGUGUGUAUUCGCCGCUUGAAAGCGCGGGAAACUUUUAUAUAGCCUUCCAGCUUGUAGUGCAUUGCUGCUAUAAAUAGAGGUGCACAACGCGCAUUCGCAAAGUUCUAUCAAACUGACGAAAGACGUUUCAAUCCAAUUGGAUUCUGUAUUUUGUGUAACUGUUUUGCAAACUUGUAUUCAAAAUGUCGGCCAUUCGCAGCGUCAACGAUUUCUACAAACGCAUCGAGGCGGCAGAAAACAAAGUUGUCCUGCUGGACUUCUAUGCCACCUGGUGCGGUCCCUGCAAAGAAAUGGACCCAAUGGUCAAAUCCCUGGCACGCCAAUACGCCAGCAAGGCGAUCGUUAUCAAAGUCAACGUCGACAAAUUUGAGGAGCUGGUGGAAAAGUACAAGGUGCGCAGCAUGCCAACAUUUGUAUUCCUCAAGAGCAACCGCAGCUUGGGCAAAAUCGUUGGCGCCGACGAGCACAAACUGACCCGCAUGAUGGCCAAAGUAUGCAAAUGAGCGCGAAUUGAAGGCGGCGCGGCGCAGGCGU
Drosophila novamexicana is the source of this 732-nucleotide messenger RNA. RefSeq names its product thioredoxin-1. Gene Ontology annotation, molecular function: protein-disulfide reductase activity. Lineage: Eukaryota; Metazoa; Arthropoda; Insecta; Diptera; Drosophilidae. The transcript has a single exon. Bases 381 to 701 code for a protein of 106 amino acids. The record is from RefSeq and is a predicted model, not a curated record.